CUGUUCUGUUUCAGCUCUCCCGCGGCGGCGGCCGGCAAGAAGCGGGCGCGCUACGAGUUCGGGAGCAUCUAUAACUACAAGAAGCUCGAGGUGCUCGGGGAGGGCACCUACGGCGUCGUGGUGAAGGCGCGGGACCAGCGCACGGGCGAGACGGUGGCCGUCAAGUGGAUCCGCCCCGACGGCGGCUGCGCGCCCGGCCUCCGCGCGGUCUACCGCGAGGCGGGCUGCCUCGAGGAGUGCCGGGGCCACCCCUCGAUCGUGCAGAUGAAGGAGGUCGCCGCCGACGAGGUCACCGGGGACGUGUUCAUCGUCAUGGAGUUCGUGGGCCUCAGCCUCGAGAGCCGCCUCACGCGGGCCUUGUCCGGCGCCGAGACCCGCGCGGCGCCAAGAAGCUGCACGGCGCGGGCACGGUCCACCGUGACAUCAAGCCGGACAACAUCCUCGUCGCCCCGGGCAGCGCGCUGA
Panicum hallii is the source of this 465-nucleotide messenger RNA. Its product is annotated as putative cyclin-dependent kinase F-2. The annotation marks the transcript as partial. Gene Ontology annotation, molecular function: ATP binding; cyclin-dependent protein serine/threonine kinase activity. The transcript has a single exon. Gene Ontology annotation, biological process: regulation of mitotic cell cycle; protein phosphorylation. The record is from RefSeq and is a predicted model, not a curated record. NCBI's taxonomy places the organism in Eukaryota, Viridiplantae, Streptophyta, Magnoliopsida, Poales, Poaceae. Gene Ontology annotation, cellular component: nucleus.